This is a messenger RNA of Lymnaea stagnalis (great pond snail), 21866 nucleotides long. The record is from the annotation of a GenBank genome assembly. NCBI's taxonomy places the organism in Eukaryota, Metazoa, Mollusca, Gastropoda, Lymnaeidae.
AUUUUUUACCUAGUGAGGAAUGAGGAUAUUUAUGGUCUUAAAACACCAUAUGCCACGCCCACCCAGAACAGGUCAGAAAUUAAAUUGAAAGAGACCUAUGGAGUAAAAUAAUUCUUAUUUAAAGUUAAAGUGAAGAAAGACAUUUAAUUUGAAAUGUUUAAUUUUAAUAGUAACAGUUAAUCAAUAGUCAGAAAUAAAUUUAAUCAGGCCAAUUUUGUAUGCCCAGUGGCUUAGCUAGGUCACUAGGGUUGGUGUAGCUAGGGUUGUCACCCCCCCUCCCCCCCCAUCCUCCCAAGAUGGAUUUGUUAUUGUUAAAAUAGGUCCACAGUAAAUUCUGAGUAAAACAAUGACAAGAAAAGAAGAAAAAAAAUGCUUUAGGGUAAUGGAGGGCAUUAAGCCAAUUUAAGUUUAAGCACCAUGUUUUCAAGAACUUUUUGUUUUACUCUUUGAAAUAAAUGAGUAUUAUUAAAUUCAAACUGAAAAUGUUUUUAAAUAACAGAACACACAUCUUUCUUGAAGUACAAAAGCUUUAACGAGAAAAAUUUAAAGCCAUUUAGUGAAACAAGGGUUUAAAAGUUAAAACUAAUUAUGACUUAAAUUUAACAAAAUGGGGGCAAUUAGCUCCAGCAGUCCAGCAUGUUCAAUGCAUAUAUUUUCACAUAGGUUGUAGGCAAUUCUGACACAUCCAUGCCAUGGCUUCAUUGGCUUCAAUAUCAGAUUUUUCUGGGAUUUCAUUAUCAAAACUAUAUUUAAAAAUUUGUUAAACCUAUUUCUACAAAUUAAUAACUUAUGUUUUCAAUUUAAACUUUAUCUGUCAUAAUCUGUUUAAUGCUAUUUGAAUUAAAACAGGGAUUUUAUUAAUCUGAUUAAUAUUAUUUGGUUGUUUUAAUCAUCUUUUAACAGUUGGGGGUGUUAAGCCCCUGCUAUUUAAAAUAUUCGUUUUUAUAAACUAAUUAAAUAAAAAAUAAUCUACAGAACCGUAUCUCUUUUACAAAAUAUGCUUCCUAUUCAAAAUAUUAGAAGGAACUUUAGUAUUAAAGUGAAUUUUAGAGCUUUUUAUAAACAAUCUCUAAAUCGUAUCAUCCAACUGCCAUUUUACUUUGCACAAAUGACCAGCUUCAUUUGCUCUACAAAUAUUAGAAUUUUAACUCAUUCAUUACAUACACAUAGUUAAAAACAAACAAAAAGUACUUGCUGAGUUUAGUUCUACUUGUUUUUGUAUGUAAACUAAAAAACUUUCACUGUAGAAAUAAAAUUUCAAGUAAAAUUAAACAAGCACCCUCUUAGCUGAAGUUUCACAAAGGGUUUGAGGAAGGCUGAAAACUAGAGGGGAAAAGCACUCAUCUAAAAAGGCAAAUUAAAAAUCAAUCUCACAGGCUAGAAACCAAGGAAUGGUUGUGGAAAGUUCUCUUGAUUGGUUAGUAAGUUUCUGUCAACUAAAGCUUAAUUCCUUUCUCUCUUCUUACAAUAAUAUCAAGCAUUUUAUUGUAUGAACUGAGCAAUUAGGGCUUAAUACCCCAUGGAGCCAAUUACCUCCCUUUACCCUAAAGGCCAUGAGGUAAAUGUAUUUAAGAACAACUGUAUUUAAAAAUUGAUAGGAGACAGACUGAUCAAUACAUUGAUUUUGAUCAUGGGCCCUCAAAAUAUAGAAGUAACAACGUUAAGGUAUGUUAUACCCGGUAGUUAUUUUUAAAUUAAUUUGAUUAAAAAUGUUCCUUUCCUGGACUUGAAAGUUGAAAAUCUGUCAACCACUUGAUUAAAUGCAAUAUCCUUCACUGUAUCACUUUUAAUUGAUGGAGCCAGAUCAGAAAACCGUGACUGUCCCAUGGACGAUAUAUUGAUAUUCUAGGAAGUCCCAUUCAGGGAUGAAUUUAAAUAUCAAAUAUUGAACAGUCCUUAAAUUUGUAAAAUUCAAUGUCAGCUGCCUUUAGUGUCUUCUAAGCCUAGGUAUUUCUUUUGAAAGUUCAUCCUCUGAUAACUCGUCAAAGAAAGUUUAAUUUUGGAAUGGACACCAUUAAGUCUUCUUCACUUGCUGAUAGUAGACUCUUGAGAUUUAAACAGCCCCAGACAUAUCUGCUGCGUCCUUGAGAUCGAUGAUUUGAUCUGGAGUUCAGAAUGAAAGCAAACAAUGCUCACCCACAUCUCCCUUCUAUUUUCUUCUCACAGAGAGAGUCCAGCAUCUAUUGUUCUCCUUUUAUUCUCUUCUUAAACCUUUGUGUUCUCUCGACAGAAAUUCCAUAUGGGUCUGUUUUUAAAAGUACAUUUUAAUAGCAUGUUCCACAAAGUGAAAGCGCUUCUCGUGCAGAAAUAAUCUUAAGGCCUCUAUGUUGGUCACCACUUUGUCAAGAGUAAAGCCUUUACUCUGCAAAUACUAUUGUGUAAGAAUAACUUCAAGUAGAUCAUCCCAAAAUAAAGGUAGCAGAUAACGUGAAAUCACAGACAGCAUAUAAAAGACCUUGUGCUGUAUAAAAAUCGUGCUCUAUUAAGAGUUGGUGCUAGUGACGAAUCUGCGAAAAUAUAAAUUUUUGAUAUUUCUGAGCUUCAAUUUCAAUAGCUUUAGUUUCAAAAACAUUUUUUUAAAAAUUUAAAUAAAUUUAAAUGAUUAAAUAUUUGAAAAUUUUGUAAAAUAUUUUUUUUUUAAAUCCUAAAAAUGGGUGGAAAUUCAAUUUUAAUAUUUUUAAUUUUAUAUUUUCAAUUCAUUUACUUAGAAUCGUCCAACCAUAUCAUAUUUGGUUUCAGAAUUUAAAUAUUGCUUCCUGUCAUUUACCGAAGACUUCAAUCGGCAUUGAAUAAUGGUCACAAAGGUGUUGCAUACACAUCAUUGGGAUUAGUUGGGAUCUCGUUUCAUUAUUUGACUUCAAUCAAGCUUUUAAGUACAUGUACUUAAGAGUAUGUACUUUGACAGAAAUUUUUAAUAUUGUCUAAAUGCCAUAAAUGAUACUCAUUUUAAAGGGCUAGCUUUAGCGACAGUUCACAUGAUAAAAUUAGCUUCAAAUUUCACAUCAUAUUUUCUGAUUGGCUUCUUUUUUUAACAAUUCAAUUCAACAGUAAUUUGAAAGUUGUGACAAUGUUUCAUACAAAAAUCACAUCAAAUACGCGAUAAAAAAUUUGAUAGUGUGAACUGAUGCUUAAGCUUUAUGAAAACAUCAAUUUCAUCUUAUCUUUUAUAGAACUGGAGUUAAGAUUUUUGGGUCGAAAUUUGUAUACACCUUAUAUUAUAAACGAUGUAGUUGACCCACUUUUCAAACUUUUGGACCAUUUUACCCAUAUCUUUUAUCUAAGGAAAUUGUACUUAAUUUUCAGGAGACAUUCUCAAUGCAAUAUACGACACAAUAAAAAACACAGGAUUUAAAUAGCUUGGAGAUUAUUUUGCAUGAUAAUAUUUGAGGGAAACUUGAUGAAAUCCUGAAAAGUAUCAAAUGGGAAAGGUGUUUAAAAUUAUUUAUAAAGGCGAAUGCACGCAAAAAAAAAAAAAAAGGUAUAUUUUAUUAUUCAAACUACUUUUGCAACAAUUCAGGACAUGUGCAGAACAGUGUGUGGGCGAAUUUUGGGAUACCUACAUUGAGACACAGCUGGUGUAAAUUAAACAAUAAUAAAACUGUUUUAAGGUUUAAAUAUAAGAAAAAACACAUUUUAACUUUAAUUAUGUAACAAAAUAAAGCCUGCAUCAAUACAACCAAAUAAAAAAUAAUUUAUUAACCUAUUCAUAAUAUAUUUAUAUCCUGUCUAAUACAAAUGAAGAUAAAAGAAAAGGGUAAAACAUUGAGCAAAAGUGUUGAGGAGUGUUCUUUAAUUGAUGAUGAUGGACCAUUGCUAAUCUGUUUGUUCUCAUAGGUUACCACCUAAACGCUUUGUGCAGAAUGCCUUGUUUUGUAAUAUUUCAAAGAACAUGCAUUUCUCCUUACCCAAAUAAAAAAAUACUUUUCAGCAAGUUCCAUGCAACACUGAGCGAUGCAUGGGCUCAUUGUCACAACAGGCCCAUGGGCCCCCUGAUGCCCCUAGAUCAAAGGAGGAACUUCUACUCCAUGCCAAAGAUUUCAUUAACCAAUAUUUCACCUCAUUUGAAAUGUGAGUAUAUGAAUAAAAUUAUUUUCAAACAUUGAAUAAAUCAUAACGUUAUCGACUUGCUUGUAGCUUUAAUAUAAAACUAUAGAUAAACGGUAUACUUUAAAAGCUAUACUAGUGUAGUUUAAAUGCUAUACUAGUGUACUUUAAAUGUUAUACAGUGUACUUUAAAUGCUAUACUAGUGUAAUUUAAAUACUAUAAGUGUACUUUAAAUGCUAUAACAGUGUACUUUAAUGCUAUAAGUGUACUUUAAGGCUAUAACAGUGUACUUUAAGGCUAUAACAGUGUACUUAAAUGUUAUAACAGUGUACUUUAAUGCUAUAAUGUGUGCUUACUAUAACAGUGUACUUGAAAUACUAUGACAGUUUACUUGAAAUAAUAUAGUACUUUAAAUGCUAUAAUAGUGUUCAUUCAUAAUAAAUGUCGCACCCUCAGGGUCUAUAGAGACCAAACAAAAGUGUUUGUAAAGCAAAAAGUUUAAUGUUCUCCAUAAUAAACGUACAAUCUAAAAAUUAUAAAUGUUAUUUAGAUGGUUCUUUUUUAAUAAGUAACAGGAUAUUCUAAAAUCUCGCGUUCGUUAGUCUGAUGUCGAAGAUAGCAAGGUCAUAGGUCUGCGAGUAUGAGUCCUGUGAAUCCCAUUAUGAAUGGUCUUGUAAAUGGUUGUGGUUAAGGUUAAUUUUCACACGAGUUUUAUUUCAGCUUUUAAGGGUAUUCUACACUAACUUCGCUAAAUUAAUAUCCCCCAUAUAUAAAUAGUACUUAGUUCCACAUAAUGGUCUACUAAAUUUCCCUUUAUUAGUAACUUCAUUAUAUUACACCACCUUUCCUAAAAAAUCACUAGCUUACCUUUGUUACUAUGUAAUUAUAUUUUUAAUUACCCUACAUCAUUGUAAGCUAAAUUGACAAUCAUAUUCAUCAACAGUUUCACAUUAAUUUUUUAGAAUUUCAAUGAACCAAUUUAAUUUAAUUAGUUGAGUUCUUAUUAAUUAGAAUAGUAUUCCUUUAAAACAAUUAAACUUAUCAAUGGAGUCUGUUUAUAAAAUUUAAGCUUUAUUUAUUUUUUCCACAGGAACAAAACACGGGCACAUUUCCAUAGACUUGGUGAGAUAAACGACUUGAUUGAAAAAUCCGGAACCUACGACCUGACAAUUGCUGAACUGACCUUUGGAGCGAAACACGCUUGGAGGAAUGCCCCUGGAUGCAUUGGCAGAAGUCAGUGGUCAAAACUUCAGGUAAGCAUACUAAUACGUCGCAUUGGGAAAUGGCGUCGGUGGGCCGUCGAGUGUGAGCUCAUAUUGCCCCCCCUCCUGUCCUGUCAAGCGAAAAUGCUGCAUUUAAAUCGUUCGCACUCGACUCUCUCGGAGGUGACCACAUGGGGUUUGCCUCUAAGUGGCGUACCAGACUAGGAGGGGGGUACUGUUAUCCUGAAGCCAAAAACCAUGGCCCACUGCAUGACUUCAAGGUAAGCAUACAAAGGGAGGGAAUUGUUUGGGAUAUGUGAAAACAAGGAUUCUCAUUUCCUGGGGUUUCAUUUACCCUGGGGAAAAAUGGAUAAAUUGACUGUCUUUUAAUGAAUGAGAAAAAAAAUUGUUUGUUGAAAGGUUGGUAAAAGUAGCUUUAUGAAAAACCUAAAAGAUGUUUAUGUGUAAACAAUUCGUUUUGAUUGUUGUCUUAUGUGUGUAGCUACCUCCAUGCCUAGAGUGACAAAUUGUGACAUACUGGUUUGUUGCAACGUAAACAAAAAAUAAAUAAAUAUAUAUAUUAUAUAUAUACAGUGGAACCUCUCAUAACGAGCACCUCUCAUAACGAGUAAUUCGCAUAAUUCGCAUAACGAACAAACAAAAAAUGUGAAGAAGUUGCUCCCUUAACGAGCAACAUUUCGCAUAACGAGUUACGCAGAAAGGGGAAGUCCCAUUUUCCCUCACUUCUGCUUGGAAAAAACUUUGGCCAUAGAGUGUUUUUGAAUGUGAUUUUGAAACAGUACCUGUGGAGUCUACAGUUAACAAGAUUGGCCAAUAUCAUGGAACUCUUGGUGGACAACAACGAUAUUGAAGAGCUUGUGAAAGAGCACAGUCAAGAGUUGACCACCGAAGAGCUUAUGGAGUUGCAUCAUGUUUCACAGCAAGAAAUUAUGGAGAUCUCAUUAAUGGAGGAAGUAGCAGAGCAACAAUCUUCUAGCGCAAUAAUAGAAAUGCUGAAAGCAUGGGAAACUGUUGCAUCGUACAUUGAGAUGCAUCACCCUAAUAAAGAGGUGGCGAUUCGUGCUACAAAUUAAUUCAAUGAUAAUGCUGUGACACAUUUUCGUCAAAUUUUUUGAAGUGUCGGCCAACAAAAGUCUUUAGACAGUUUUCUAGUUUAAAAGGAUUAUUUGUCAUAAAUUCAUAUUUUUAUUUACUUUUUUUUUUUUAAAUCUAAAUUUUAUUCCAAGUUGUUACACUCCUUAACAAUUCAUAAAGAAAUUUUAUUUCAAUAUAUGUUAAUAUUUUGUUAAUAAAAAUUUUUGAAAAAUUAGUAUUUUUUCAGCAUGGAAUGCAUUAUCGUAUUUUACAUUGAAUUGUAUCGGGAAAAUUGUUUCGUUUAAUGAGUGUUUCGCUUAACGAGUAAGAUUCUGGAACGUAUUAUGCUCGUUAUGAGAGGUUCCACUGUAUAUCCUAAAAAGUUACUUCCCUGGAUUGGAGGAUUUCUCGUAAAAUAUUUUACAUUUUGAAAUUUGUUCAGGAUAGCAGUAUCUUGGGAUCCCGCGAGGUUAAUACUUCACGGACUCAUGUAUUAUUCAUGUGGGACUCUUUCUUUUACUCAGAGAAUUGAAGUAAAAUUUGCUUUACACCUAUGAGACUGUUAAUAUAAAUAUAAAGGUCCAUCAAAGCUGAAUUGUUUCUCCCCAUAGGUGUUUGAUGCCAGGGAGAUAGAGACACCCAGAGAAAUGUUUGAAGCUCUUUGCAGUCACAUCAGAUAUGCCACAAACGAGGGAAAAAUAAGGUAAGUGGCUGUAGGAAUUGUCCAGCGUAACCACUACAAUGAUCACAUUGGGAAUUAGUAGCUCAAAAAAUAUUUUAUGUUUUGAAAGUGUGGCUAGAUUGUUUGAAAGUGUGGCUAGAUUGUUUGAAAGUGUGGCUAGAUUGUUUGACAGUGUGGCUAGAUUGUUUGAAACUGGCUAGAUUGUUUGACAGUGUGUCUAGAUUGUUUAAAAGUGUGGCUAGAUUGUUUGACAGUGUGGCUAGAUUGUUUAAAAGUGUGGCAUUAUUGUUUGAAAGUGUGGCUAGAUUGUUUGAAAGUGUGGUGGCUAGAUUGUUUGAAAGUGUGGCUAGAUUGUUUNGUAGUGGCCCUAAAGCGAUUGAAUUUUUUUGACCACCCCCCAUACCUCCUUUCCCCCCUUGUUCGCAUUUGUUCACUUUUGAAUGUCAACCCCCCAACCCUCCCCACCCAAUCCUUCCGGAUGUCCCCAUACCCUGAUGAUUUUCAUGGCUUAUCAGCUGGCUGGACAUAGAAAUGAAACAAUGCUACAGAAAUAUGUUAAGGAAAACUUUAAGAGAUCUAUCAAACAUCUUUUCUUUACUCAAGUAGCUGAGAAAGACUCCACAAAAUUAGACAGCACCCAAAAAAAACAGUUUUUCAAAUAAAUCCAUUGUAAUAUGGUGCAAAAAGUGGAGGGGGGGAGGGUUAGGGCUGAAAAUUUGACAAAGCAUCAAAGUAACGCUAUUUAUAAAAGACUCCCAAUUAGUGCCCCCCCUUCGCCCCGCUAGCAACCGCAUAUUUUUCUCACGUCAAUGAACUAUAUUAAUAUUCUCAUGUCCCACCGGAUUUUACACUGCAGAUUUUUUACACAAUUUCCAUAAAACAAAAUAACAUUGUGAUAUUUUGAAGAAUCUUAUUUAGAGCAUUUAUCAUGAAUUUUAUUGGCAUCUGAUAGCGUUAAAGAUGAUUUCGGGUGGUGGGGGGUUAAAAUUUGAAAGUCAUCGGCAAUGAGUCUGUGCCAAGUUUCAGUCAGAUAGUUUGAUGGGAAGUUGGUCAAUUAGCGGGCUGAAUAGUUUGCCACACACCAAGAAAUAAACAUACGAACAAAAGCAAAGUUAUGAUGAAGGAUUAGAAAAUGUCCCAAAUAAUUAAUGGCACUAGGAUUAUUCCAGCUCCGUUCUUUUAAAUAAACUGCUUAACCUAUUCAUUUUGAAACUUCACUCUGUCACAAAUUUCAUUUGAAUGCUGUUGUCUCUGUCAAGGUCUACCAUAACUAUAUUUCCACAACGCAAGGAAGGGCGACCAGAUUUCCGUGUAUGGAAUACACAAUUGAUAAGCUAUGCUGGCUAUAAGUUGGGUGACGGGAAGGUCAUUGGUGACCCAGCUAAUGUUGAAUUUACAGAGGUAAAAUUUGGGCAAGUUGUUGUUACUUAGUUAAUGUUGUACCAAGACAUACAUUGGUUUUGUAACAAGAUAUUCAUUGGUAUUGUAACAAGAUAUACAUUGGUAUUGUAACAAGACAUACAUUGGUAUUGUAACAAGACAUACAUAGGUAUUGUAACAAGACAUACAUUGGUAUUGUAACAAGAAAUACAUUGGUAUUGUAACAAGGCAUAAAUUUGUAACACAUCUGAUUUUGAGCACACUGAUUAAGGAUCGGAAUCUGUUUUUCUUUGGUGAUCAAAACGGACGUAAAAGAAACACUUUAUAUAUACAUAGCGGUUUUUUCACAUUAUUUGUAUCCCCUAAAAAAACUAAAUUCUCUUUUUAAAAAUAAUGUAGAUGUGUGUUGAAAUGGGCUGGAAACCAAAGCAUGGCAUGUUUGACCUUCUUCCAUUGGUUCUGUCUGCUGCUGAAAAUAGCCCUGAAUAUUUCGAACUCCCCACUGAGCUUGUGCUAGAGGUCACCUUGAAGCAUCCCGAGUAAGUCUUAUUCAAACCUUGAUUCGUGAUGCAUUAACCAAUCAGUCGCCUACAUUUUUUUGCUUCUUUCAAGUAAGUUUCAAAGUAGUUUUUCCCAUUCCUUACAUGAAAGUUCGACAAUUGACUACAUACGUUAAAACAUUAAUAUUUGAGAAGUAUUUUAUUUCAAGAUUGCAUAUUUUAGUAAGAAAAGCAAGUUUGAAAUAUUAUUUGAAGAUAAGUGUCAAAUGUUUGGUGACAGGACUAUUUCUUAGAUUUUGUUUACUGUCUAUCAUCCAGGUAUCCCUGGUUUGCUGAAAUGGGGCUGAAGUGGUAUGCCCUCCCCACAGACUCAGGAAUGCUCUUGGAUUGUGGGGGCCUGGAGUUCCCUUCAUGUCCUUUUAAUGGCUGGUUUAUGGGAACAAUGAUUGGUUCCAGGAACCUCUGUGAUCCUCACCGCUACAACAUGCUGGAGGUAAGCUGAUGAAAUGCAAUUAUCCUAAUGACCUGUACAUCAAAGGUGCCUCCAUAAAAAGAAAAAGAUUAUAAUUUGUAAGAUUCCCCAAAGCCUCCAGUCAGGCCCCCACAUAAAGCCUCCAGUCAGGCCUCCACACAAAACCUCCAGACAGGCCUCCACACAAAACCUCCAGACAGGCCCCCACACAACCUCCAGACAGGCCCCCACACAAAACCUCAAGACAGGCCUUCAAACAAAAACUCCAGUCAGGCCCCCACAUAAAGUCUCCAGUCAGGCCCCCACAUAAAGCCUCCAGUCAGGCCCACACAUAAAGCCUCCACUCAGGCCCACACAUAAAGCCUCCAGUCAGGCCCACACAUAUAGCCUCCAGUCAGACCCCCCACAUAAAGCCUGCAGUCAGGCCCACACAUAAAGCCUGCAGUCAGGCCCACACAUGAAGCCUCCAGUCAGGCCCACACAUAAAGCCUCCAGUCAGGCCCCCACAUAAAGCCUCCAGACAGGCCCCCACAUAAAGCCUCCACUCAGGCCCACACAUAAAGUCUCCAGUCAGGCCCCCACAUAAAGCGUUCAAUUAGGUCCCCACAUAAAAUCCCCAGUCAGGCCCCCACAUAAAGCCUCCAUUCAGGCCCCUAAAGUCUCCAUUUAUGCCCCUAAAAUAUCAAGUCAUGACUGUCUGAUGAACCACGUACUAACCUCCAUUCAGGCCCCCACACAAAGCCUCCAGACAGGCCCCCACAUAACGCCUCCACUCAGGCCCACACAUAAAGUCUCCAGUCAGGCCCCCACAUAAAGCGUUCAAUUAGGUCCCCACAUAAAAUCCCCAGUCAGGCCCCCACAUAAAGCCUCCAGUCAGGCCCCUAAAGUCUCCAGUUAUGCCCCUAAAAUAUCAAGUCAGGCUUGUCUGUUGAACCAAGUACUAUUAUUAUGUACACAAUCACGUUGAAGAGCAGUGACUUGGUCUGAUGAAUAUUAAAUUUCGAAUUGAAGUUUUUUAAAAAUUUCCAAAUAGAGACACAUCCAUUAAAACACGUUUCCAUCAUUAUAAGGCGUCGUUAUAUGCAAACCUGGGCCUUGUGUAAGUGUGCUUCUGUGUAAGUUUGUUUAGGAAUCACUAACAUUCUUAUUUACCAUCAGAUGCAUUAAAAACAUUGGAAAGUUAGUUAAACAUUGUUACACCUGUUUAUAAAAUAUUUUAAAAAAAUUUUGUUAGUAAUUAUACUACUUUAAAAUUUGUGGUAUCGUGGGGAGGGGGUUAAGAUAAAAUUUUAUGAGUAAAAUGUUUAAAUUUGUUAAUUUUUUCAUUUUAUAAUUAUGUGGGGAAGGGGCGGAGAGGUCGGGAUGUCUUAUGGUCUUUGGGGCAGUGAACAAAAGUUUGAGAACAACUGGUCUAAAGGUAUGAACAUAUAAUUUAAUAAUUUAUUAACUUUAAUCUACUUUUGCAAUCGCAUCACAAACUUAAUUUCUGUCCGUCACCUAGAAAGUAGCCCUAUAGAAUAAUAUACAUUUUUUUAAACUUAGCCGAUUGGCUUAAAAAUGGGGCUCAACACCGAAACUGCGUCAUCCCUGUGGAAGGACCAAGUCUUGAUUGAAGCGAAUGUGGCUGUGCUGUUUAGUUUUGAGGUAGUAGGCUACUUUAUUACAUUUUAAAGAUUUUUUUUACUUAACUGUUAAAAUUGUUUUACUUAACAUUUAUUAAACACAGCAUAAACCGACUAAUGAAGAAAGUUAGGAACAUAACACAAACUAAACAUCCUUUACUGGAAAAACUAUUUGAAGAAAGAUGUUAUUGUAAAACUAGACACAUUUUGGUUGAUACAUCCCACCCUCUUCAUCACAGAUAUUUAGGAUAGGCCCGUUCGGGACAAAUUCUUUCCGUCAGGGCGAGGACUGAAAGAUAUAAAAAUUCUUUUGUUCCCCAAUCUGUACGAAUUUACCAGCGUGCCUACCCCUGAAGUCACAAAUCUUUAUGAAAACUAAGUAGUUCCUGAUAUAGUUACUGACUGGCUGCUGGUGAAAAAAUAUUACAAAUGUCUUGUGUUCAAAUUGUUUUUUAUACGUGCUGAAAAUGCACAAUGCAAUCAUAAAACAUUUCCAUUUGUUUGGAUCAAUGAAAGAAUCUUACCUUAACAUUUAACAUUAUUUUACUCACGAUUAUGUCAAUUAUGUUCAUACUUUGUUUGAUUUUAAAAUGUCAAGUAAUGUUUACAUUUAUUUAGAUAAACAAUUCAAUGAUAAAUAAGACAUGUAUAUUCAAACUUUUACUUAAGUGUCAUUGAAAAAUAAUGUGAAAAUUUCAACACUUCAAUUUAUAUAAUAUAUGCCCACAGCAUUAAUAUCGAGCUCACAUUUUGAAUUUUUAAAACUUUUAUUAGUCGGCCAAUGUUACCAUCGUCAAUCACCAUGACGCCAGCACAGAUUUUAUAUUACACAUGGAUAAGGAGAUAAAAUUAAGAGGAGGCUGUCCUAGUGAUUGGGUGCGCAUGGUGCCACCGAUGAGUGGGUCGACUCUUGAAGUUUUUCAUCAAGAAAUGUUGCUUUAUUAUUUACACCCAGCCUUCGUACGCCAGGUUUGUAAUGCUUUAGAUUUUAAACUAGCAUUUAAUGUUACAAUUUUCAUGAGUAAGAUAUUCUAAGUAAUAAAUUUUAAGACAUUUUCAGUUUUCUAUGCUUUAAAUUUUUUUUUCAAUGUGUACAGCAGAUCAUUUUUUUACAAAAUUCUUAAUCAUACAUUAUUUAAUACUUCCAGUCUGUGAUUACUUUCAGUCUAUGAUUACUAUCAGUCUGUGUAGACUGUCUGUGUAGACUAUCAGUCUAUAGAGAGACUAUCAGUCUGUGUAGACUAUCAGUCUGUGUAGACUAUCAGUCUGUGUAGACUAUCGGUCUGUGUAGACUAUCGGUCUGUGUAGACUAUCGGUCUGUGUAGACUAUCGGUCUGUGUAGACUAUCGGUCUGUGUAGACUAUCGGUCUGUGUAGACCAUCGGUCUGUGUAGACUAUCGGUCUGUGUAGACUAUCGGUCUGUGUAGACUAUCUGUCUGUGUAGACUAUCAGUCUGUGUAGACUAUCAGUCUUGUUUCAAUACACCAAAUGUAAUAAAACAUUAGCAGCUAAAUGUAAAACUUUAUCCCUUAAUAGUUUGCCUGUUUGGAAUAUUUUCUAUGACGAACAUAACCGAUUUUUUAUUUUUUUAAAUUUUCAUGUAAAAAGGACAUAAAGCCAUGGAGGAAACAUUCGUGGAAAAGGGAUCAGAAUUUACCUAUCAGUUCAUGCAACCCUAAGAGGAAAUUAGGUUUUAAAGCAUUAGCCAGGUAUUUGAAAAAAGUUGUCUGUUGAUAUGAAUUUAAUACAUUUAAAAAAAUUUUUUUUUUUACAAGCUGUCAAAAUGUGCUUGUUCACCAAUAAAAAAAUUAAGUUAUUUAAACACCUUACCCAAACAAAAAUAUAAAUUCAAGUCUGUAAGGAAACAAAUAUUAGAGAAACAUUUAGAAGCCAAACAUUGUAUGCAAGGAUUUUUCAAAUUUCACAGAACAAUUAGAUUAAUUAGAAUAAACAUUUUAACUACUACCGAUAUUUGCUGUAUUGCAGAGCUGUGGAGUUCUCGGCAUCCUUGAUGUCAAAGGCAUUGUCAAGCCGUGUCAAGUGUUCCAUCCUUUAUGCCACAGAGACUGGCAGAUCUGAACGCUUUGCACGCAGAUUGUAUGAGAUUUUCAAACCAGUCUUUCACUCACGGGUAAUUCAAAUGUUUUACUAGAUUAACAUCUGCUAAUAUAAUUUUUAGCAAUAUAAUAUAUUGCUAAAAAUUGAUGUCAAUAUGAAGCUUUAGUUGCAUUCUAUUUCCUCCGAUGUAUUUUCAGUUGGAAUAUGAAAUUAAAGAAUAUCUUCUUUUUUUUACAAGAUAAACAAUUUUCUAUAUAAAAUAAAUAACCAAAGUUAUUCUCAAGUCCCAACUAGUUCUUUGUGUCCACUCAAAAAAUGCUGAUAAAUAGAAUGUCUAACAUUGGAAUAAUUAAUGACAAUUUGGGGGCAAUGACAAUGACAUAUUUCUAGGUUAAAAUGAGAUUGUUAUAAAAGUGAAGAUGUCAACAGUUGUCAGGUGCUAAACUGGACCAAACUCUCUGGAGACGUGUUAAGCAUACUCAACAUGAUUCUGUAACAGUUUUUAUUCACCCACUCCUAUCACCUGUACCCAUUCUAGCAGUAACAAUCAAUUAUUCUUGUUGUUUUGGAGUCAAAGGAUUGUACAAUUUAAUAAGUAAUGAAAUCAGAAGUAUGAUUUAUGAGAGGUUAAAUUAUGCAUCGAAGAUUAAGAAAUUUUAUGACUAAAUGUAAAGAUUAAAUCUCCUAAAGUUGCGGACGCCAUCAACCGAAUUUUAAGAGUGUUACACAAUUCAACACUUUAUUUUUUAACCAGGUGAUAUGCAUGGAUGACUAUGUUGUGGAGUCAUUGGAGCAUGAGUCCUUGGUCAUGGUAAUCACAAGUACCUUCAGUAAUGGAGAGCCGCCAGAAAAUGGAAAAGUAAAUAUAAACAAUAUUCCCUUGUGUGUUGUAAUGUAUCAUUUAUCUAAUCCUUUGUGACUCCUCUUUAAAAAAUUUGUUUUUAUACAAUUUUGAACAUUAAUAAUGUCUAUUUUUUCACAUGAAUGAUAAAAAAAUUAUUUCAAAAUUUCAUUUCAAGUAAACAUUUAUAUUCUAAUAUCGAAGUGGCUAUAGGUACCUUCUAAUAUAUACAUUUUUUUUCAUAUAAGUUUGAAAUGUUUUUUUUUUUAAUACACUUUAUCUUUUAAAAUAUUAUAAAAAUGUUUCACUAUCAGACAUGGCCUCAUUAUCUCCUCAAAUUUGUGUCUUUUAGCGUUUUGCCCAAAGUUUGUUGGAUAUGAAAAGGAAAUACGACUGUGACCUCCGGUGAGUAAAACUUGACAUUGGGAUUUUAUAGCCCACUAAUUAUAUCCAUGUUUUACUUAUUAAUCAAAACUUUUUUCAUUUACUGUUGUCAACAAAUGAAACAUAAGAAUGUUAUAGGAAGGGUCAUGGACAAAAAAAUACAUAAAUUAAAAUAAAAAAUUGAAUACAAAAUAUUUUUUGUUGCUUUACAGAUUUGUGGAAUCAUGUUCUUCCAUCUCAACAUGCAUUAAGAGUAGCAUUUUCACUGAAGGUCCGUUGGGUGCUGAUGUAAUGGGUGACAAACAGUCCUUAGCAAUUGGAACAGGACCACUUUGUAAUGUCAGGUCAUUCAUUUAAAUUAUUCAUAAAAUUGUAAGAUGUUAAAUAACAUUGUUAGGUUUAAAGGGAUUCAAACUAAUUUGUUGUGUUAUUUCAACCAACCUGAUUUUAAGUUUAAUGUUUAAAAGUUUGGGUGUGAAACAGAAAAAAAUAAAAGGCAUUUCAACAGUAAACAUUUGCCAGAUGUGAAAUGGUAAAAAAAACAUUAUAAAAACCCAAACAUAUUUAUUUGGGAUAAUUUGUUUUUAAUCCAAUGAUUAAACAGGUUUGCAGUAUUUGGCCUUGGCUCCAAAGCUUACCCUUAUUAUGCUGCAUAUGGCAAGUAUAUAUAUCUCAUGUUCCAAAAACUUGGAGCGGAAAGAUUGGUUGAUUUUUGCUCAGGGGAUGCUCUAUAUGGUCAGGAGGAAAGUUUCAGGACCUGGUCAUUGGGAGUGUUUAAAGUAAGCACAUUUGUUUCUAAUUAGAUAUUAGGUUAUCACGUCUUUACCAUAUUUUCAUGUUUAUGGUUUUCAAAUGAAUGUUAAUGUCAAAUGCCAUGUACAUAAUAUUCAAUGGCAAAUAACUUGUACACAUAUCAUCUUUCAAGGCCUUGUACAUAUUUCAUUUGUAUGAAACCUUUUAUAAAUAUUUAUAUGUCAAAUACCGUGUACAUAUUUAAUAUGCCAAAUACAUUGUAUAUAAUAUUUAAUUUUACAUACCUUGUAAAUAUUUUAUUUCAGAUACCUUGUAAAUAUUUAUUGUCAAAUCCCUUGUUAUAACAUUGUUAAAUUGCGAUAAAGCUUUAAAAUAGAUUAGACAUAGUUUGUUUCAAUAUAACAAUAUAUGUUAAGCUUUAAUACUAAUUAUACAUAAUACACAAGUAAACGUUGGGGAACAUGUCUUCAUCGGUCAGAAUAAAAUUCUUUUUACUUUGUUUCUGUCUGGUUUUUGCAACCAUUCCUUUUUUUCUAAGGUAUUAAAUGGCUACAUAUUAAUGUAAAUUUAAUUUUUUUAAUUUUUGUGUUAUUUCAUUUGUACAAUACCAUGUACAUAUUUAAUAUGUGAAAUUCCUUGUACAUUGUAUUCAAUAUGUCAAAUACCUUUCACAUAUUUCAGUUUUACAAAUACUUUUUUAACUAAACCUAUUGGAAAUGUAUAAAAUGUGUUUAUAACCUUUAAAUUUUUGCAUCAAAAUAAUUGUUUUUUGGCCAUAGGCUUCAAUUGAGGCUUUUUGCCUAGGUGAAUAUGUCAAUACAACUCCAGGACCCCAAACCAAGGGUGACCUUAUUAGCUGUUCACUUGACAAAGUCAGGAUUGUGCCAGUUGAAAGUUGCAAAGAACCAGAUUUAUGUCAAGGUAUUCAUUUAUCUUGGCUUAUUUAAGAUAUAUUCCAAAUGGUGUGAGGAAAUUAAUUUCAUUUUUCCUUUAAAAAAAUUCUGACAAAUUCAGAAACAAUUAUUGCUAAGUAAAUCAGUUAUUGUUAAAUAAUCGUUAACAUUAAAGUAUCAAUAGUGCUGACAUCAAUUAAGGAUUACAAAAUAAUGUACGUAAAAUAAUUUUUUUUUUUAAUGCUCUCUCCAUUUCUACAUCAGUAUUAUCCAACAUUCAUGGGAAGGAGAUAACGCCGUUCAUGUUGUCUGAGAGAAUCCAACUUCAGGCCAAAGAUUCUGAGUAAAGAAAUUAUCUAAUAACAUUUUUAAAAAUGAAAGACAAAGUGAAUUUAUCAAUGAAUCAUUUUAUCUAAUCUCUAUAGUCAAUAUAAGGUAGAUCCAUAUGAAAGCUAUAGGUAAAUUAAUAGGUACAACUGUACCAUAUGUUAAAGUUCUGAGUAGAUGUAUUUUUAAAAAUGUUUUUCAGUCAGCAGACGAUUUUAGUCAAGAUGCACAUGCCCAAUGCCACUGACCUAAAGUAUGCCCCUGGAGAUCAUGUGGGUAUAUUCCCUGCCAACUCUCCAGAUAUUGUGGAUGCGAUUCUUGUUAGGUUGGACACAACUAUAGGACCAGAUCAAGUAAUAAGAACAGACAUAUCCACACAGCUUGGUAAAUGGAUUUUAUCCCAACAUUGUGUAGCUUGUCUGCACUCUUCAUGCAUUGUGAUUGUACUGCCUCUUUUUGCAUGUUUUAUUGAAAAUUAAUAUUUUUAUUAAAAUUGAAAAAUUAUUUGAAGGAGCAAGUCUCUUCAGUGUGGUCAAACACAAAAUGUAGUUAAUCAUUCAUUCAUUUGAUAGCACUCAAGUAGUCUAAUAAUAACUUUCAGCUUCCCAUAAUAUUCGUAUAACUAUUUUUAAUCAUCCCAAUUUUAAAGAAAAUUUAAACAGAUAAAAUAUUAUUUGAACAUUACAGAAGGAACCGAUGAAACUUGGAGAAGCCACGAGAAGUUGCCCAAUUGUUCUUUGCGUACAGCUUUCUCAUUUUUGUUAGAUGUGACCACUACUCCCUCACAGGAAAUACUGCAGGUGUUGGCCAGUCAAGCCUCAAGUGACAUGGACAAACAUAGACUUCAACUCUUAGCUACGGUGAGGUUUAAUCAAAAUUCAUUUUCCUUUUUAAAGUAAAAAAAUUUUGUUGGGAUUUUUGAAAACAUAAAAUGGGGUGGGGUGGGGUAAAACCAGUAAAAGUGAACACCCCCCUCCCCCGUCCCCCAAGUUGUCACCACUAAAACUUUCAACGACGCCCCUGUUUGUUCCUAGCAUACAUUAAUGACCUACCGGAGAAACUGACAUCACAGGCAAGACUGUUCGCAGAUGACACAGCAGUGCAUAGGACGAUCGCCAACAGAUCUGACCAGGACCAGCUACAACAGGAUCUCAAUCUGUUAGCUGAGUGGGAGAUGAGCUGGGACAUGGAAUUUCACCCUGCCAAGUGCCAGACACUAUCAAUCUAGGGGGGGGGGGGGGGGGGGGAAAAAAAAAAAAAAAGGAACCCCCCCCCCCCCCCCCCCCCCCAGGGGUCACCACUAAAACUUUCAACGACACCCAAAAAUAAAUUAUUUAAAUAAUUUUUUUCAACUUGCGAACCCACAAAAAAAAAGAAAAAAAAAGAAAAUCUUGUAUGUGUGGUAAUAAUUUACUACAAACAUUUAACCGAUUCUAAUCCUGUACCUUUAAAAUUACAGCCUCAAGACAUUUUCCCAACUAGAUCAUUGACCCUGGCAGUCAAUGUUUUCUUGCUAUUAUGUAUCAACAUACCAAACACUACUACUCAUAACACUAGGUGACUGCCAAUUACAAAAAUUUAAAACUUUCAUUCAACUGUUUCGACUGUAUGAUGUUACCCACUACACAUGCCUCUUAUUGUAAUAUUCUUACCAUAUCAAAAUAAUUUUAGAGCACUGUCCGUAUUCCUUGACCUUUGUUCUUAUUUCAUACCUGAUGGCAACAUAUCACCUUAGUCAUCUGUGACAGACUCUACAGUUAGACAUAGCCUACCUUUUGACCUCAUGCUUCAAAAUUUUGACCAGCCAUUAGCAGUAUACAACAAAGUUCGGCCCAGCCAUUUGCAGUAUACAAUACAAAUACAUACUUUUCAUUAAAUAUUGUAUGUUAAAUUAUAACACUUUUAUUGAAAGCCUCAUAGGACAAUAUAACAAAAACAAUUCCUAGGAGAUUCUGAUUUUAAACAUUUAUUACAGAAAAUAGAAUAUUAUAUUCAGUUUAUCUUCAGCAACAAACACCCCCCAACUGAUUCUUUCAAGGAUGGUCAAAAUUCUCCUAAUUUUUUGGAGGGAAUUAAUAGAUGCCCCCUAAGGGUUAUGAAAAACUUGCACAACUCAAAAUGUAAGGUUGGCCGUAAUACUUUGUGAUAAACUUGCACGGGCCAAAAGAAAAUAGAGCAUAACUUGUGUGGUCCAAAAGAUAAUAGAACAAGGAGGGAAGCUAUUAAGAAAAUGCUAAAGAAUAUUUCGUUACUUUGCGGGCUGCAAAGUGAGUGAUGGCUGGCCGCAUGCGGACCGUAAGGUGUGCAGGCCUGGUUAUGAUAUAGCAAUUAAAAAAACAAAACGUAUAUUAUAUCUGAAAUGGACUUCUACUGUUUAGGGCAAACAUAGUAGUUAAAAUUAUAAUUUUUUAAAUGUCAUCAUAUUUUACUCUAUACAGCUUGACAUCUAAAAUACUUAAAACCUUUUCUUGUUACAUUCCAAAUUUUUAAAACAAUGUUAAACCUCUUUUUUUUUUACCUCUUUAAUUGCUUCCUUAGAAUUCAGAGGCUUAUGAAAAAUGGCGACUGGACCUGAGCCCCAAUAUCCUAGAAAUUUUGGAUGAGUUCCCUUCCCUCAAAAUUCCACCCUCACUUCUGCUGACCCAGCUGCCGUUGCUGCAACCUCGCUACUACAGCAUCAGUUCAUCCCAACUGAAAAACCCCAAUGAGGUUCAUGCCACCAUUGCUGUGGUCAGAUUUAAAACCCAAGGUAAAACAAAUCUGUUAAAAUCUUCUUUCUAAUAAAAAAAAUUGUUAUGACCAUUAAAAUAUAUAAAUCUGCUUUGUUUCAACAUAUUUUGACAUUUAAACAUUUUCGUAGAUGAUGGGCCUGUCCAUGAAGGAGUGUGCUCAUCAUGGCUGAACCGAAGCCCUACAGGAACUGUAGUACCUUGUUUUUUGAGAUCGUAAGUCAUUUUAAAAAAAACUAAGAUUAUAUUUUAUUAAAAUAAGAGAAACAUUUAAUAGAUCGAAAAUGAAAUUUUAAAAUUUAGACUCCACUAAAAUGUCAAAUUAUGCACCUUUAUGUUCAUUUGGAUAACUUAUUUUUUUUAUUGAAUCAAUUGAUUCACUAAUAAUCUUCCUUGGAUAGGUAUAUUCAGGAAGACUUGUUUUUUUUUUUUAUUUGUAAUCUAUUGUUUCUGGUCCUAAGGGUACAAAACUGAUAUGUAACCUAUUGUUUCUGGUCCUAAGGGCACCAAACUGAUAUGUAACCGUAAAGUAACCUAUUGUUUCUGGUCCUAAGGGCAUCAAACUGAUAUGUAACCUAUUGUUUCUGGUGCUAAUGGCACCAAACUGAUGUGUAACCUAUUGUUUCUGGUUCUAAGGGCACCAAACUGAUUUGUAACCUAUUGUUUCUGGUUCUAAGGGCACCGCACUUUCACCUGCCAGAAGAUCCCUUCCUGCCUAUUAUAAUGAUAGGACCAGGGUCGGGGAUUGCACCGUUCAGAUCAUUUUGGCAGCAAAGAGUGGGAGAAAUUGAGAACACCAUGCCGUCUUGUGAGAAUACCAUGCCGUCUUGUGAGAAUACCAUGCCAUCUUGUGAGAAUACCAUGCCUUCUUGUGAGAACACCGUGCCUUCCUGUGAGAACAGCAUGCCUUCCAGUGAGAACACCAUGCCUUCCUGUGAGAACAGCAUGCCUUCCUGUGAGAACACCAUGCCUUCCUGUGAGAACACCAUGCCUACCUGUGAGAACACCAUGCCUUCCUGUGAGAACACCAUGCCUUCCUGUGAGAACACCAUGCCUUCCUGUGAGAACACCAUGCCUUCCUGUGAGAACACCAUGCCUUCCUGUGAGAACACCAUGCCUUUAUGUGAGAACACCAUGCCGUCUUGUGAGAACACCACGCCUUCCCGUAAGUUUUUACAAAUUGCCUAUAGGCAAAAUUCUUUUCCUUCUGGUGAUAUUCAAUUUUUUAAAAGUUAAUUUAAGAGAUUCAAAGUGGCACAUUAUUAUAUUUUUCACAAGAAUUUUAGCCUCCAAAUUGUUUUUUUUAUCGAAUCUUUACAAUUCUGACAAAUUUCAUAAUAUUUAAAUAAUUUAUUUCAAAUGGAAAUGUUAAAUUUUAUCAAUUUUAAAGAGCAACAAUCUUAACAGUAUGACUUAAUAAAAAGAAUAUUGCCAAAUAAACUGUUCUUUUCUUUAUUGCUUUUAUAGAAGCCAAAAAUCAUUUUGGAGAGAUGGUACUUUACACUGGCUGCAGAACAGCUCAACACAUGAUUUAUGCAGCUGAACUUGAAGAGAUGAAACAAUUGGGAGUUCUUUCCAACUAUCAUGUGGCCCUGUCACGGGAAGCAGCUUUGCCCAAGGUAUCAUAAUUAUUCAUAAGUCUGUACAAAAUACAUAGCAGCUGAUUCUAAGUUAUCAUUUAAUUUUGACAUUAUGGCUCUUGAUAAAAAUUGUUUCAUUGAUUGCACAUAUUUUUUUUUGUAUAGAUCAAUUAAUCUUUAACAUCUUCAUGUAUUAUAUUUUAUGCUAUAACCACAGCAUCAUUUUUUUUUAAAUUUACCAACUUUUUAUACCUUUGGAAAUACAAUGAAUUUCAUUUCUCUUUUUAAUUUGGUUAACUUUGUACCGCGCUUUGAGCUUUUGGGGAUGAAGUGUGAUUUCAAAUAAACUUCAUUAUUAUUAAUAUAGAAAUUGCUAUACAUUAUUAUUUUUUAACCAACCUGAAAAUAAAAAUAUUUGUUGUCAAAUUCGAUAAAUGUAUUUUUCUAUCAUAUUUAUUUAAAAUAAAUUUAAAUGGAUUGUUUUCCAUUUUUACCUGAUAGAUUUACGUACAAGACAUCAUUAUCAAAAAUGCGGCUGCUGUAUAUGAGAUAAUAAUGAAGAAAGGUGGCCACUUCUAUGUGUCAGGAGAUGUGUCCAUGGCACACGACGUGACCAGAGCACUGGAGCUUGUUCUGUGUCAACAAGGAGGAAUAGAAAGAGAAGAAGCUGCCAAGGAAGUCAUGAAUUUGAGGGUAAAGGGACAUUCAUUUAUAUAACUUUGUCUUGCGCAAACUAUUGAGGAAUAUGACCUUCGUAUAAUCUUCAGAUUUUGGAGAUACUAUGGUUAAUAGUACUUUAUAAUAAUCAUUAAAUCAUAGCAAUAAUUAAUUGCCAACUUUGAAUGCUUAAAUGGGUAUGCAAUAAAAAGGAUGUGCAAAGUCUGAUUAAUGUUGAAGAACAUUUUAAGAAAGAAAAACUUAAUGUGACUAAUUAAAAUUUUGGUUUAUUUUAAAAUAAAGUUAGAAAAGGAAAGACAAAGAUCAAUAAAAUGCCAGUCACCUGUUUUAUUUAGUUUCAACAGAUAAAUAAAAAGCAUUUUCCACUUAACUAAAUGAACAUUUAAACAUAAUAUCCCAUAAACUUUACAUUUCUCAUCUCAUCAAAAAUAGGAUCAAAACAGAUUUCAUGAAGACAUAUUCGGCAGCUUUGUGAGAAAAACUGGAGAAAAAAGAUCUGAAGAUCAGUAAUUAAAAAAAAAUUAAGGACACUGGAAGAUCUGAAGAUCAGUAAUUGAGGACACUGAAAUACCUAAAUGCAACUGCCAAGCCUUCAAAACCAAAUCCUUAAAUGGAAUGAACUACU